UUUUUUUUUUUCCUUAUUAUAUACAUUUUACACAUUUAUAUAGAUACACAUUAUGGCCACCUUCAAAUAUUGUAUUGAAUGCAACAAUCUUUUAUACCCACGAGAAGAUAAAGCAUCUCGACAACUGAUGUUUUCCUGUCGAAACUGUCAAUUUCAAGAAAAAGCUGACAAUAUGCGUGUAUAUCGUCAUGAAAUCAUCCAUGCACCUUCUGAACAAACCAUGGUGUUGACUGAUUUAAGUGCGGAUCCUACUCUGCCACGAGCGAAUAUACCUUGCCCAAGAUGUUCCUAUCCUGAAGCUGUAUUCUUUCAGUCCUCCUCCAGGCGUGUGGAAGCCAAGAUGACCUUGUUUUAUGUAUGUGGAAGCCGUGUUUGUGGACAUCGAUGGACGGAUUAGAUUAGUUUUUAGAGUAGAUCAUGAAAUGUAUAUUGUAUAUAAUUAAUAAAAAAAAGUUUUAUUUUGACAUUGAAAAA
Halteromyces radiatus is the source of this 474-nucleotide messenger RNA. RefSeq lists its product as uncharacterized. The coding region runs from base 53 to 397 and encodes 114 amino acids. Gene Ontology annotation, molecular function: zinc ion binding; nucleic acid binding; DNA-directed RNA polymerase activity. Gene Ontology annotation, cellular component: RNA polymerase II, core complex. Lineage: Eukaryota; Fungi; Mucoromycota; Mucoromycetes; Mucorales; Cunninghamellaceae. The record is from RefSeq and is a predicted model, not a curated record. The transcript has 4 exons. Gene Ontology annotation, biological process: DNA-templated transcription; transcription-coupled nucleotide-excision repair; transcription initiation at RNA polymerase II promoter.